This is a messenger RNA of Chanos chanos (milkfish), 1014 nucleotides long. It is a transcript of the gene or95a1, whose product is annotated as odorant receptor, family 95, subfamily A, member 1. The transcript has a single exon. Lineage: Eukaryota; Metazoa; Chordata; Actinopteri; Gonorynchiformes; Chanidae. The coding region runs from base 12 to 968 and encodes 318 amino acids. Gene Ontology annotation, cellular component: membrane. The record is from RefSeq and is a predicted model, not a curated record. Gene Ontology annotation, molecular function: odorant binding; G protein-coupled receptor activity; olfactory receptor activity. Gene Ontology annotation, biological process: G protein-coupled receptor signaling pathway; detection of chemical stimulus involved in sensory perception of smell.
CACAUGACAUUAUGCAAAACUUGACCGAGUACACAGCCAAUAUAACUACUACCAACGGGAACCUCACCAUCAUCCUGAAGGUAUGUGUGGUCACUCCAUUCUUCUGCAUUUUCAUGUACUUUAUUCUCUUGAUGCUCCACACAUUUGGCUCCCAUAGGCAGUUUUUUGACAGCACGCGCUACAUCCUCUUUGCCUACAUGUUGAUCAACGACACCCUGCAAGUUCUCUCGUCCGUGUUGCUCUUCCUGUUUGUCAUGGCCAACUUGCAAUUUCCUAUUGUCUAUUGUGCUCCUCUGCUCUUUGUGUCCACUGCCACCUUCCUGAACACCCCACUCAUUCUGGCCACCAUGUCUCUGGAACGUUACGUUGCCAUCUUCUACCCGCUGCAUCGUCCCGCGGCCUGGAGGGUCGAUCGGAUCUGGAUCAUCAUCGUCACCCUGUGGAUAAUCAGCUGUAUCUUACCUAUGGUUGACUUCAUACUGCUGAGGCCGAAACCUGGGGUGGACGUCCGGACUACGCCCGUGCCGUGUAAAACGUUUGUCUUAAAUGCAACACCUAUUCAGACACUAUUCAAAGUGUCCCUGAACGGGCUCUUCUUUGCUACCGUGGCCAUCAUCAUCCUCUUCACGUACAUUCGCAUCCUGCUGGAGACGCGGAAGAUGCGACAGGACAGGACGUCUGUGGUAAAGGCUCUGAACACGGUGCUCCUUCAUGGCUUUCAGCUGUUGCUCAGCAUGAUGGCCUUCACCUUCCCAAUCACAGAAAACCUUAUCGUUCUUCACAUCAGUUGGCUGCAGGAACACAUUUCUUUCUUCAACUAUUUUUGCUUUGGCAUGCUUCCUCGUUUUCUCAGUCCCCUUAUCUACGGUUUGAGGGAUGAAAGCCUGAGGUUCUUCAUGAGGAAAGCAAUGCCCUGCAGCUCAGCCCAGGUGAACCCUGUGGCAAGAGCCAAACCACUCACAAAUUAAGCUUGCAGAAUCCAGGGUUUGCUUAUAUCAUUUAUAAGCAAUGUUU